AUGCAUGUGUCUAUCAACCACUGUUGGCAACUGGGCCUAAAUAACUACAUGGCGCAGACUCUUGCAACUCCAACACCGCCCAAAAGUCAUCCUUGGUCUCCCACCGGUGCUUGCGUGAUGGGAAAGCAGGCUGGCCGUGUCGGUGCGGAGCAACCAGAUACGCUGCUCGAGUGUGGAAGCCUGGAUGUGCUUCUGCGAUUGAUGGAUGGUGUAUGGUCCACCGUAGCCCGGUUCAAGUCAGCGCAGCCUCUGCUGGAAAUCUGGCUCAACAAUGGAAUCUUUGCCGAUGUGACAGAUAAUAUGAUCAUCUUCCGGGAGAAAAUCUUCGGCCCUGUGGUUGUCAUUCCAACAUUCGAGACGGCAGAGCAGGCCAUUAGAAAGGUCAGCAACUCAGUGUAUGGUCUGAGUGCUCGAUAUUCAUACAGAACAUUGAACGAGCCCAUCGACUGGCCCGAAAAUGGAAAGCGGGAUGGGAUGGAUCAAUAG
This is a messenger RNA of Aspergillus niger, 486 nucleotides long. RefSeq lists its product as uncharacterized. Bases 1 to 486 code for a protein of 161 amino acids. NCBI's taxonomy places the organism in Eukaryota, Fungi, Ascomycota, Eurotiomycetes, Eurotiales, Aspergillaceae. The record is from RefSeq and is a predicted model, not a curated record. Gene Ontology annotation, molecular function: oxidoreductase activity, acting on the aldehyde or oxo group of donors, NAD or NADP as acceptor. The transcript is spliced from 4 exons.